This is a messenger RNA of Plodia interpunctella (Indianmeal moth), 582 nucleotides long. RefSeq names its product G protein gamma subunit 1 (gene Ggamma1). The record is from RefSeq and is a predicted model, not a curated record. Gene Ontology annotation, cellular component: heterotrimeric G-protein complex. The transcript has 2 exons. Gene Ontology annotation, biological process: G protein-coupled receptor signaling pathway. NCBI's taxonomy places the organism in Eukaryota, Metazoa, Arthropoda, Insecta, Lepidoptera, Pyralidae. Gene Ontology annotation, molecular function: G-protein beta-subunit binding. The coding region runs from base 245 to 457 and encodes 70 amino acids.
AAUGUCAAAAAAAUACUGAUUUGUCAUUUGUAAGGUAUAAUGACAAUCAAAAUUUAUUAUCCUAGAUUUGUCCUCCAUUCCAUUGCGAGUGAACGCGAAAUUUACAGAAAAGUAUUCUACGCAUUGUUUGCAUUGGAACACCUUUGUUGGAACAUUUUGAAGGUGUACCUUAGGCUACGCCCAGUUUCAAGUUGUCCGAUUGUUUGAUUUUGUGUUCAUCAUAGGCCUAUCAGAUACUGCCGUUAUGGAUAUGAUGGUAUCAACGUUGCAACAGCAGCGUGCUGUCACAGAACAGCUACGGCGUGAGGCAGCUAUUAAACGGAUUCCUGUCUCCGCGGCCGUGGCCGAUAUCGUCAAAUAUAUCAAUGAACAUGAAGUAGAGGAUUGUCUACUAGUUGGCUUCUCUAGUCAGAAAGUGAAUCCUUUCCGCGAGAAAAGUUCCUGCACUGUACUUUAAAAAUUACUUACCUACAUGUUGUAUGUGUAUUGAAAACUAUGUAUUCUAUGUCCAAAAUGGGAAUUGUGAACAUAAUACUAGUGUAAUUAGUAUUUUUAAUACUAAUUACACUAUUUUACAGUAUU